Messenger RNA from Tachysurus vachellii, 4122 nucleotides. It is a transcript of the gene mfn2, whose product is annotated as mitofusin 2. The record is from RefSeq and is a predicted model, not a curated record. The transcript has 18 exons. Lineage: Eukaryota; Metazoa; Chordata; Actinopteri; Siluriformes; Bagridae. Gene Ontology annotation, cellular component: mitochondrial outer membrane. Bases 340 to 2616 code for a protein of 758 amino acids. Gene Ontology annotation, molecular function: GTP binding; GTPase activity. Gene Ontology annotation, biological process: mitochondrial fusion; mitochondrion localization.
AAGUGAAAGAGUAUACAGUGGAGGUGUAACCCCUAUGUGAGAGACAUGCGGUGAACACAUGAAGCAGCAUUAAAUACACGACGAGUGUGGAUCUUAUGAAGAACGUUAGGAGUUAGUGGUGAUGGCGGAUUAACGCGAAAAUAUCAGCUUUGCCCGGAUUUUGUGUGUCGGUGUAGAGAGCAGUGUCUUGUAUGACAUUGACAUUGGACUUGUUCGUUUCUGCUUCCUGUUAACUCUCACCUGAAAUCAGCAAAGAAUGUUCUAUAAAGAUUUCUAAAUUCUUUACUUGUUUUUAAGCUAGCUUUCUUAUCGCAAGAUUGUUGUAAUACUCCAAGGGCAAUGUCUCUAGUUUUCCCGCGGCCCAACACUAGCGCAGUCGGCAAAAAGGACAAGCGACUCAUGGCAGAGGUCAACGCUUCCCCGCUCAAGCACUUCGUCACCGCCAAGAAGAAAAUCAACGGCAUCUUUGAGCAACUCGGCGCCUACAUCAAGGAGAGCUCAGGCUUUCUGGAAGAGACCUACAGCAAUGAGGAGCUGGAUCCAGUCACUACAGAGGAGCAGGUGGCCGAGGUACGGGGUUACCUGUCUAAGGUGGCAGGGAUCGGCGAGGUGCUGUCUCGUAGACACAUGAAAGUGGUGUUUUUUGGCAGGACAAGCAACGGAAAAAGCUCAGUGAUCAAUGCCAUGCUGUGGGACAAAGUGCUACCGUCGGGCAUCGGCCACACCACCAACUGCUUCCUGCGAGUAGAGGGGACCGACGGCAACGACGCGUUCCUGCUUACAGAAGGAUCAGAGGAAAAGAAGAGCGUUAAAACAGUGAACCAGCUGGCCCAUGCCCUACAUCAGGAUCAGGAGCUGGAUGCAGGCAGUUUGGUGUGUGUCAUGUGGCCUAAAGCUAAGUGCGCUUUACUGCGUGAUGACCUGGUCCUGGUGGACAGCCCCGGCAUCGAUGUCACCACAGAGCUGGACAGCUGGAUCGACAAGUUUUGUCUGGAUGCUGACGUGUUUGUGCUUGUAGCCAAUUCUGAAUCUACGCUGAUGCAAACAGAGAAAUCAUUUUUUCACAAGGUGAAUGAGAGACUAUCAAGUCCUAACAUCUUCAUCUUGAACAACCGCUGGGACGCGUCAGCCAGCGAGCCUGAGUACAUGGAGGAGGUUCGCCGCCAGCACAUGGACCGCUGCACCAGUUUCCUGGUAGAAGAACUGGGAGUGGUGGACCGAGCGCAGGCCAGCGACCGAAUCUUCUUUGUUUCCGCUAAAGAAGUUCUGCAGGCACGUGUGCAGAAGGCCCAGGGCAUGCCUGAAGCAGGAGGUGCGCUGGCUGAGGGAUUUCAAGCCCGAAUGUUCGAGUUUCAGAAUUUCGAGCGGCGUUUUGAAGAGUGCAUCUCCCAGUCGGCGGUGAAGACCAAGUUUGAGCAGCACACCGUUCGGGCCAAGCAGAUAUCAGAAGCACUGCGACUCAUCAUGGACUCUGUGCACGUGGCAGCCCAAGAGCAGAGGAUCCACUGCAUGGAAACAAAAGAGGAGCGGGAGGACCGGCUGGAGUUCAUCGAUAAGCAGCUGGACCUGCUCACCCAGGACUGCAAGAGUAAGAUCAAGAAGAUCACAGAGGAGGUGGAAAAACAGGUGUCAAAUGCAAUGGCUGAGGAGAUCAGGAGACUGAACGUGCUGGUAGACGAAUUUCACAUGGACUUCCAUCCGUCACAAGUGGUUAUAAAAGUCUACAAGAACGAGCUUCACAAGCAUAUUGAAGAGGGUCUGGGUAGGAAUAUGUCUGACAGGUGUUCCAACGCCAUCAGUGCAGCACUGCACAGCACAAAAACUGAAAUGAUCGAUGGCCUGAAGCCUUUGCUGCCCACCUCAAUAAGGGAGCAAGUGGAUAAGAUGGUGGCACCCAGACAGUGCUUCAGUCUCUGCUACGACCUCAACUGUGACAAGCUGUGCAGUGACUUCCAGGAGGACAUCGGCUUCCACUUCUCCUUGGGCUGGACCAUGCUGGUCAAUCGCUUUCUUGGUCCUAAGAACACCCGACGUGCCCUUAUGGGCUACAACGACCAGGUUCCCAGGCCUUUGGCAAUCACUCCUGUUGGUACCGCUAUGCCCCCCUUCCCACAAGGCUCCAUGACCCAAGAAGAGCUCAUGGUCUCUAUGGUGACAGGACUUGCUUCUCUCACGUCCCGGACGUCCAUGGGCAUCAUAGUCGUUGGAGGAGUGAUCUGGAAGGCUGUUGGGUGGAGGCUCAUCGCUCUGUCAGUGGGGCUCUAUGGCCUUCUUUAUGUGUACGAGAGGCUCACAUGGACCACUAAGGCGAAAGAACGAGCCUUCAAGAGGCAGUUUGUGGACUACGCCAGUGAGAAGCUGCAGCUCAUGGUCAGCUACACCGGCUCCAACUGCAGCCACCAAGUCCAGCAAGAACUGGCAGGCACCUUCAACCAGCUCUGCCAGCAGGUCGAUGUUACACGACAGCAGCUGGAGGAAGACAUUCAGGACAUGAACUGCAAGAUCGAACAGCUGGACACUUUACAGAGCAAAGCCAAGCUGCUCAGGAACAAAGCCGGCUGGUUGGACAGCGAGCUGAACAUGUUCACCCAACAGUACCUUCAUCAGAGCCGAUAAAGGAACACCGGCAUAAUUAUUUAACAACGUGACCAAGACCAACACUCUUCACUUCUAACUGCUACCUAAAAGUGUUGCAAAACACGGCCAAAUUUACUCCCCCCUUUCAGUCGAUUCUGUGCGUUCUCCUUAUGCAUAUAAUGAGAUCUUUAAGCCAUGCUUUUACAGAAGAGAUGAGGAAGAUUUAAUAAUUAACAAGUCAAUCGGAAGUCAGAAACGACUGCCUUGUUUUCUACUGGCAUUUCAUUUUCACUUGCCUUGGUGGAUUCUGAAAUAGUAAACUUGCACCUUAAAGACAGGCAACCUUUUUUUUUGAGGUUUUUUGUUUUCUUUUGGCAAAUAGAUUUUUGUUGUGUGUGUGUUUUGAAUUCAUUAUUUAUUAUUUGCAUUGUUGAGUUGUUUACCUUGUUGUCUUGUCUUGGAUGUGGCCAGUGGGAUUUACAGUGAUGGUUCCUGUAUGCUAAAAAGCCAUGGAGGAAAAGAAUAGGAGAUUGCAAAUGCAUCCUUAUCUUCUCUGUUAUUAAGCUUGUAUAAUGAAACACAUAAUGUAUAAUGGAAAUAAAGUUUUGCAGUCAUAACUCAGCUCAACAGGGUGGAUGUAGUUUAGGUGAUCGUUAAGAAAUGUAACCAAACGCUUAGUGUCUGAGGAUGUGCAAAAAGGACAACAUUGUGUCUGCAUUGCUUUAGUUAAAUGUGUGGGAAAACUCUUUACAUGGAGAAAUUUUGAACUAAAAUGCAUAAUGCAAGGCAUCAGACAAUAAUAUCCCCCAAAUAUUGCAAGUGGAGAAUAUAUAAACAUUUGUAUACUUCAUGCCAGGCAUUUUGACAUCCGGUAUCUGAUUCCAAACCUAUUUGCUGAGGCUUAUGUCUGUUUUGCUAUCUGAUAACUACAGUAUGAUGUGUGGAAAGCACACUAAGCUAACAAGGUUUCCUUACCAAAUACGAUCUUUGUAGUAAAAUGGCAAAAAAAAAACCCGCCGAUUUUUGAAUUUAUCUAGCAGGUUCUGAGCGCUAACAAAACAUGAAAUAUCCUCAAGAGGGAAAAUGGCAGUUAUGUUUACGGACUACUAUUUAAUCUUGUUCGAAUGAAUGAAAUGUCUCCGGGAUUUGUGACGUAUCACUUCGCCGAAUUGUCUUACACUGAGAUUGAUAAAAAAAAAAAAUACAUUACUACUUUGUGUGUGUGUGUGUAAAAAUAAUAAUCACCAGUCCAUCGCUGUUUCCACCUUGUGUGUAAUAGCUGUUCAGCUUGGAUUAUAGUUUGUGCCAAGUGUUUUAAGAAGAGAUCUGAAGAGUCCUUCACUUAUUUUGCACUUUACUAUUGCUGCUUUUUGAUUAUUAUUUGUUGUUGCUGUUGGCAGGUAUUCAGCAAGUGAAAUGAAAUAAAGAACAAUUGAUCUUUAGAUUCCAUGUCAGUAGUAAUGUAUAGCGGCGCAUGCUUUGACUAAUGUAACACAAUGUCUUGUAUUCCACAUGUUAAAACGAAAUAAACUUGAUACCACCAGA